GCUAUUGUCGUUGAACAAAGGAAAGACAAGGUUAUCAAAGACCCCAAAGACCUGGUAGACGCUUUACUGAAAAUGAAGCAAGAUGGCCCAGUAAUAGAUGGAGUAGAAAUCACUGACGAUGUAGUCAUAUCAAAUGCGGCAACAAUGCUGCUGGGAGGAUUUGAAACAUCAGGUUCUGCACUCACUUUUACGUUGUACCAUUUGGCAUAUGAGCCUGAAAUUCAACAAAAAAUAUAUGACGAAGUCUCAAAAGCCAUAGGUGAAGAUGGAAAAUUUGAUGUAUCAAAACUCAUGGAAUUAACUUACCUAAAUGCAGUUGUCAAAGAGACACUGCGGCUCUACUCCCCAAUGGGUUGGCUCGAUAGAGUAGCGUCUCAAGACUACCAAAUUGAUGAAAAGUUAACAAUAAAAAAGGGCACCCCAGUUUACGUAAACGCUAUCGGCAUGCAUUAUGAUCCAGACUAUUUUCCAGAAUCAUUAAAAUACGACCCAGAAAGGUUCAUGCCAGGAAAUGAGCAAAAUAUUAAACCUUUUACAUAUUUACCAUUUGGCGAAGGACCCAGAAUAUGCAUAGGAAUGAGAUUCGGUUUAAUAUCCGUUCGUCACGCAAUAUCGAAUUUGAUAAUGAAAUACAAAUUCGAGCCAAUACCAGGAGCACCGAAGCCAAUGGAAGUGGAAUUUGAGAAGAAGGGUCUUUUCUUGGUCCCUGGACAACAUAUGGCCAUUAAUUUUAUACCUAGAGAAGUCUAAAACUAUUUUGCUAAAUAUAUAGAAUAUACAUGUUAUUAAAAUUUGAUGUGAGCAGAAACCAGUAUUUUUUUUA
Molecule: messenger RNA, 823 nt
Organism: Pieris rapae (cabbage white)
Lineage: Eukaryota; Metazoa; Arthropoda; Insecta; Lepidoptera; Pieridae
Product: cytochrome P450 6k1-like
Exons: 5
Coding region: 73-750 (225 amino acids)
Molecular function (GO): iron ion binding; heme binding; oxidoreductase activity, acting on paired donors, with incorporation or reduction of molecular oxygen
Source: RefSeq, a predicted model, not a curated record